GCACACCAUGGAGUUUGACACAUUUCCCGUGCCCCAGUACAACACCAGCGACGCCACGUCGUUUGCGCAUACGUCUGCGCGCUCGCGAUGGCCCGUCAUCAUAACCCAGGGCAUUGACGACGUGCACCGCUCGUUGCACAGCACCAAGGACGAGGCAGCCAUCAGCCAGGGCAAAACAAUCGUCGCCGAACUCGCCAAGCUCAAGUACGAGCUGCAGCACGACCGCGAGCUGACACCCAUUGCCGAUGACGGCGAGCGCGACGUCGAGGCCUACAACCAGGAACUGGCUGCGCGAGGAAACCCCAAAUGGCACAACGUCCCUUGGCUCUUUGCAGAGUGCUACUUGUACCGACGCAUAGCGAGCAUCUUCAAGCAAUCCUCGGCAUGGCGCUCGUAUGACAUUUUCGCCCGCCAGAAAAUGGACACCUUUAAAUCGUCGCGACCCGCAGUCGUCGAACUCGCCGCCCGCUACAAAGAUAUUGUCAGUGAGCUUGAGCAGAAAAAAACGAAUAGUAGUAGUAGUGUAGAGACGCCAGAGCAACUCGAAGCCGCCGAAAAACUGCUCUUCACCGAAAUGUGCGAGAUUUGUCUCUGGGGCAACGCCACGGAUCUCUCGCUGCUAACCAACCUCUCGUACGAGGACAUCCAGAAACUGCAGGGCUCCGAGGCGCGCAAGAAGUCUGAGAAGAAUAUCCUGGUUAAUGACUUGGACAAGGCAUUUGGCGUGCUGCGCGCCGCGCAGAAACAAGGCAAGAAGGACCGACGCGUGGAUAUUGUGCUUGAUAAUGCGGGCUUCGAGCUCUUUGUCGAUCUCAUUCUCGCUGGAUACCUAGUUGCGUCGGGCUUGGCUACAAACGUCGUGUUCCAUCCUAAGUCCAUCCCUUGGUUUGUCUCGGACGUGCUGCCCGCUGACUUUGGCGCGCUGCUCUCGGCCCUCGCUGAUCCCGCCGCCUUCUACGAAGCGCUGUCCGACGACCAGAAGCACAAUGGGCAACAGGCUGUGCCGCUGUCGGACACAGAGAGCGCCAAUCUGCGCUUUUUGUUCCAGCAUUGGAGUGGCAUGCAUGCAGAGGGCCAGCUGAUGCUGCGACCAAAUGACUUCUGGACUGCUGCUGGAAGUUACUGGCGGCUGCCCAAGACGGAGCCAGAGCUGUAUGAGGAUCUCAAGGAGAGCGAGCUCGUCAUUUUCAAAGGAGACUUGAACUACCGCAAGCUGACUGCUGAUGCAGCUUGGCCCGCCACCACGCCCUUCACCUCCGCCAUAGGACCCAUGGGACCCGGCUCUGGCAUCCGCGUUCUCGCGCUUCGCACAUGCAAAGCCGACGUAGUCGUCGGACUCGCCUCGGGCGAAGACGAGCGCAUCAAAGCCACCCAAGGCGGCGGCGGCGGCGGCGACGACAGCGGAGCACGAAAAUGGGCUUGGAGCGGCAAAUGGGCAGUAGUCCAAUUUUCCAAUGGCAAAGCCUAAACUACCCUAAUGCAUGCCUGUGGCAUUUUUGUUUAAAUGUACAAAUGAGAGGUUAGAUGGACAUAGGAAAGAA
Messenger RNA from Exserohilum turcica Et28A, 1541 nucleotides. RefSeq lists its product as uncharacterized. The coding region runs from base 8 to 1468 and encodes 486 amino acids. Gene Ontology annotation, molecular function: phosphatase activity. The transcript has 3 exons. The record is from RefSeq and is a predicted model, not a curated record. NCBI's taxonomy places the organism in Eukaryota, Fungi, Ascomycota, Dothideomycetes, Pleosporales, Pleosporaceae. Gene Ontology annotation, cellular component: cytoplasm; nucleus. Gene Ontology annotation, biological process: DNA damage response.